CAUCCAAUUGGAACCUCCCUCAGCUCCCGACGGACGCACUCGCUCCACCCUCCUUUCCGCCCAUUGGUGGGUUGGCGGCUGGCGGGGAGGUGCUGCUGUCUGCGGUGAGCUAGAGAGGCUGGCCCUGUGGCGGCCGCAGCAUGUCGUGGACACAUCUCCGAAAGCGGGCCCUGGAUGCUGUGGUCAUUCUGGGGGGUGGAGGACUUCUCUUUGCCUCCUACCUGACAGCCACAGGGGAUGAGCAUUUCUAUGCCGAAUACUUGAUGCCAGCUCUGCAGGGGCUGCUGGAUGGGGAGUCAGCUCACAGGCUGGCUGUUCGUGUCACCUCCCUGGGGCUCCUUCCUCGACCCACCUUUCAGGACUCUGACAUGCUGCAAGUGAACGUCUUGGGCCAUAAGUUCCGAAACCCAGUGGGAAUUGCUGCAGGAUUUGACAAGCACGGAGAAGCUGUGGAUGGCCUUUUUAAGCUGGGUUUUGGCUUUGUUGAGGUAGGAAGCGUGACUCCCCAGCCUCAAGAAGGAAACCCCAGGCCCAGAAUCUUCCGCCUCCCCGAGGACAAAGCUGUCAUUAACAGGUGCGGAUUCAACAGCCAGGGGCUCUUGGCGGUGGAGCGCAGGUUACGGGCCAGGCAGCAGAGGCAGACCAGGCUCACGGCAGAUGGGCUGCCGCUGGGAAUAAACCUGGGGAAGAAUAAAACGUCGGUGGAUGCUGCCGCGGACUACGCAGAGGGGAUUCGGGUCCUGGGCCCCCUGGCUGACUACCUGGUGGUGAAUGUGUCCAGUCCCAACACCCCCGGGCUGCGCUCCCUGCAAGGAAAGGCUGAGCUGCGCCGCCUGCUGACCAAGGUGCUGCAGGAGAGGGACGCCUUGCAGAGAGCGCAGAAGCCGGCGGUGCUGGUGAAGAUCGCCCCUGACCUCACAGCCCAGGACAAGGAGGACAUCGCUGGUGUGGUGAGAGAGUUGGGCAUCGAUGGAUUGAUUGUGACGAACACUACAGUGAGUCGCCCUGAUGGCCUUCAGGGUGCCCUGCGCUCUGAGACAGGAGGGCUGAGCGGGAGGCCCCUCCGCAGUUUAUCAACUGAGACCAUCCGAGAGAUGUAUGCACUGACCCAAGGUAGAAUCCCCAUCAUCGGGGUUGGCGGUGUGAGCAGCGGGCAGGAUGCGCUGGAGAAGAUCCAGGCGGGGGCUUCGCUGGUGCAGCUGUACACAGCUCUCACCUACGGGGGGCCGCCCGUGGUGGGCAGGGUCAAGCGGGAGCUGGAGGCCCUCUUGAAAGAGCAGGGUUUUAGCAGAGUCACAGAUGCCAUUGGAGCGGAUCAUCAGAGGUGAGGACAUCGUCUUCCGGUAGUCGGGUCUGGAACCUUCCCAGGAACUCAGGCGAGCCGUGUUGCUGGGUCAGGAGCGGAGGGCUCUGCCUCAAGCUGCACCCCCAAACAGGCGUGGCUGGACUGGGGGCCGAUCGAGGGGGUUGCCAGCAUCAAUGGAGGCUUUCUUCCGUCACUUGAUCAGACCAUAAGCGAUGUUCACAGUUCUUUCUGGAUCCAGAUCCUGGGUUCCUUCACCAUUGUAAGGACCCUGGAAGAAAUAAAGCCAUUUAAAACUGGGUUUAACCCCUUUCUGGAGGGCCAGGGUUUCGCUCAGACCCUGCAGGUCCUUUGAGAUCUGUGUUCCUUGGCCCUGCAGUGGCCUCCCACAAUCUGACUGCCAUCUGGACUUUAUUAAGAUUUUAAUUUUAUUUUGAAGAUAUUUCAAAUACAGACAUAAGUUGUAAGACUAGCUCGGAGAAAUUCCACAUACUUUCACUUUGAUAUGCUGGUUGCGUUUUCCACAGCUGCUUUCUCAGUGUCUGUCCUCUGUAUCAUGUGAUGUAGAUAAAAUAUAUAUUUGUUACCUAU
Cavia porcellus (domestic guinea pig) is the source of this 1894-nucleotide messenger RNA. It is a transcript of the gene Dhodh, whose product is annotated as dihydroorotate dehydrogenase (quinone). Gene Ontology annotation, biological process: 'de novo' pyrimidine nucleobase biosynthetic process; pyrimidine ribonucleotide biosynthetic process. Bases 141 to 1328 code for a protein of 395 amino acids. Gene Ontology annotation, molecular function: dihydroorotate dehydrogenase activity. Lineage: Eukaryota; Metazoa; Chordata; Mammalia; Rodentia; Caviidae. The transcript has 9 exons. Gene Ontology annotation, cellular component: cytoplasm; mitochondrial inner membrane. The record is from RefSeq and is a predicted model, not a curated record.